Metarhizium album ARSEF 1941 is the source of this 2820-nucleotide messenger RNA. Its product is annotated as RSC complex subunit Rsc9. Lineage: Eukaryota; Fungi; Ascomycota; Sordariomycetes; Hypocreales; Clavicipitaceae. The record is from RefSeq and is a predicted model, not a curated record. Gene Ontology annotation, molecular function: DNA binding. Gene Ontology annotation, biological process: regulation of DNA-templated transcription. Bases 1 to 2820 code for a protein of 939 amino acids. The transcript has 3 exons.
AUGACUACUACGCCGCAAGAGGUGCCACUGCACUCCAUUGAACGCACUCCCGAGUAUGAGGAGUUUAUGACCAAGCUCAAAGAAUUUCACGAGAAGCGAGGCACCAUUCUUGACCCCGAACCCAAGGUUGGCCUGAUAUAUCUCGACCUGUACAAGGUAUUCAAUCACGUCGUCGCUAGUGGAGGCUACGAUAAAAUUUCCGAGGAAAAGUUGGCCUGGCGGCGUAUCGCGGCUGAGUUGGGCUUGCAUUCAAACAACGAAGCUUCCACGGCGUUUUCGCUAAAGGAAAAGUUUUACAAGAACCUGGCUGCUUACGAGAUCAAGACAGUCCACAACAAAGAGCCACCUCCAAAGGAGAUCUUGGAAGACGUCACGGCAAAGGGCGCCAGCUUACUGACGCGCACCCUUGAGAACUUCCGACCCAAGCGCGACAGCAACGUGAACGCUGGUGACUCCGCGGCAUCCGGUGACGACGGCACGCCAACGCGUGAGCGCUCUGCUCCCGAAGCCCCUUCCAGCUCCCGAGCUUCUCGUGGUCUUCGAGAGGCCCCUCCACAGCGCGUUAUCUUUCAGCCUGACACGGGACCCAGUCGUUCGACUCGACAGGCCGUCCAACAAAACGCUACUCAAAACGCUUCUCCAGCUCAAGGAAACGCACAGACAACACAUCAUCCGAACAUGCCUCCAAUGCCACCAGGUGGCCAUCAGGGCCGCGGGCCUUCUAUCAUGCAUCACCCAUCAAACUCUGAAAACACCUCCAACAUGGUGCUUUCGUACCAGCCAAAACAUAUGAAGCCUUUACAGCUUCGAGCUGUUGCCACUCCCAGUAGCGCUCCCAAUGAGUUUCAGCGGCAUCGGCUGCCUCACAGGCCGGUUCUCAUUGAUCCUACCAACCGUCAGCCAAUGCAACCAGGCACUGGCUUCGAUGGACCCAACAUCUAUACCCGUUGCCUUAAUGCUCUACGAUCUGGUGUUCCGAGUGAGCAGGCUUUUGCACUAAACCACCUCGUCAAGAUAUCUUUCGAACGUGGUGACAAAUAUCGCUUCGACGCUUUCCCCGGCCUUGCAGAGGGGCUAGUUGAAAAGGGUCUUGAAGUUGGCAGCCUGUUUUAUCACGUUUGCUGGACCGUAUCAUGGGAUCCAUACGCGGACCCCGGUGGCAUUGGCUCACUGGACGGCAACAAUGGGACCCCGGAUAUCCUCAACCGCAUUGCCAACUUGGUAGAGAAGGACUUGCCAGAUGCUCUUCAAACUGAAGCAUUUACAGACCAAAUGGUGUUGAUCACAGAAGCUGUUCUAACGCUCCGCAACAUGGUGACACUGCCUGAAAACGCGGUGAACAUGUCCGACUUCUACCCCAUCAAAGACCUGAUUUGUAUUAUCGUGCAUUUACCCCCUAAAGAUUCCCUAACCGAGCUGAAGCACAUGGCGUUGGACAUUGCUGAGCAGAUCACACCAUUCAUGGUUCUCGAGUCCGACGAUCCAUUGUACAAGACCUUGUUAGAACAGCUGGCAUCUGACGACCGCGGUACAAUUUUAACUUCCCUGCGGGCUUUGGCCCGCAUCUCGAUGAACCUUGAAGCCACGAACAAGCUUGGCGAUGUGCCCGCAGAGCCCCUCGAGCGCAUUACAAACUGGUUGCUCCUCAAUGACGAUGAGUUGAUGGAUGCCUGCCUGGAUCUACUUUACCAAUACACUGCUGUUGUCGCCAAUGUGGACAAUCUUAUCCGGUCAACGACUCCAGAGAACCUGGUCGAACAUCUGGUGCGGCUCUUGGCGCAUGGAGCCAGAAAAGUCCACCGCGAGUUUAUUCUCAUUCCCGAGCAAAAGCUCCCAGCUCGAGACGACAUUGCACCGAUGCCAGAAGAUUUGUUGCAGCAGAUGGUCAAGCUAGAGGAGCCCGAUCGAGUCCACAAGUGGGUGAAAUGCUUCUUCGAAGAGGAUAAUGACUCUUUCGUCACACAACUAGCCGCUUGGCAAGCCUACCAGUCCGCCUUUGUUGGUCCCCUGAAGGCUGUCGGCCAGCCCAUGAUUACUCCGGCAGACUUCAUUCGGAACAGCACUUCCGUGUACAAGGAUUCCAACGCGCAAGUCCUCCGGGAACCUGGCGAGCCACAGCAGAAGUUCAUCAUUCACGGGAUUCGCGCUAGGCCUCGCCCGUUGAACUUUGAAGAUAAAGAAUACGUGCGCUGCCUGUGGGCUACCAACUCGGAAAAGCGAAACGAAAAGUGCGGGCAGUUUUUCCUCAAGCCGGAGCAGAUGUGGAACCACAUCAUGACAAAACACCUCGACGAGCAAGCCAACGAGGAUGGGCAGUUUUGCAACAAGGAGAGGAAGUUUUUAUGUACCUGGGGGGAGUGUUGUAAAUAUGCUACACCGACGAAGCUGCACUUGCACGACUUUGCGCGCCAUGUCAACACUCACAUCAUGGCUGCCGCUCCUAUCGACACGAACUCUUCUCAGAGACCGUGGGUCGUGCCGGCAAAGACAAUGGCGGUUACAUACGAAGAGACGAUUACGGUUCGGGAUGAGAGAAACCCCAACUUGCCUCCUCAGGCUGCUGGCAUCCCCCUCAGCGCUGUUCUAGUACUACGUAAUAUUGCGCGAAACGUUGUCAAGACCGAAGCAGAGGAGGAAUUGCUCAAGACGCGACAGUCCAGCAGCUCGGAAAGAGGUGGGUGGAAUGAGAGGCUGUUCCGGGCUGUAUUGCCUCGUCUAUUUGAGGUUCUGGCCGAGAAUCGAGCUUUGAGUCCGUAUAUCGCGUCUCUUCUCGACUUGAUCCGUCCUCAAACGCAGCUUGAGGAUGAAGAUGAAUACUGA